Molecule: messenger RNA, 2489 nt
Organism: Salvia hispanica
Lineage: Eukaryota; Viridiplantae; Streptophyta; Magnoliopsida; Lamiales; Lamiaceae
Product: subtilisin-like protease
Biological process (GO): proteolysis
Molecular function (GO): serine-type endopeptidase activity
Source: RefSeq, a predicted model, not a curated record
UCAAACAACACACAAUCCAAUUAGUCAUUGAGAGCGUUUGAUAUUUUGAAGUGGUUCACUGAAAAUGGGUUACAAAGCCUUGAUAUUGAUAACCCUCAUGCUUUUCAUGUUAAUACCAACAUUUGCUUCACCCGAUGAAAUAUCUCUAGAUACCUACAUCAUUCGCGUUGACCAUGAAGUCGCAUCAAAAGAUCUAGAUGCCUUGUAUAAAUCACUCAUGCCAACAACAACGACAACAAAUGAUCACCGGCGGCGAUUGACUUACUCAUAUCGGAAUGUGUUCCGGGGCUUUGCCGCCAGAUUAUCACCUGAAGAAGUGAAAGCAAUGGCGACGAAGCCCGGGUUCAUCUCCGCACGCCUUGAAAGAAAAAUAUCCCUCCACACCACCCAUUCCCCCAACUUCUUGGGGCUUUACCAAAACAGUGGGUUCUGGCAAAGCUCCAGGUGUGGCCGGGGUGUCAUCAUCGGAGUCCUGGACACUGGGAUCUUCCCGGAGCACCCUUCAUUCAGGGCCGAAGGGAUGCCACCCCCGCCUGCUAAAUGGAAGGGGAAGUGUGAGUUCAACCACACCUCGUGCAACAACAAGAUCAUCGGAGCAAGAACCUUCACAACUUCUGGUGACACCCCUUUAGACGAAGACGGCCAUGGCACCCACACUGCGAGCACUGCCGCCGGAAGAUUCGUGAAAGGAGCUAACAUUUUCGGCAAUGCUAACGGCACGGCUGUUGGGAUUGCCCCGAUGGCGCACCUAGCUAUCUACAAGGUGUGUGGGAUUUCCUGCUUGGAGAGCGACAUACUUGCUGCAAUGGAUGCUGCUGUAGAUGAUGGUGUCGACAUUCUUUCCCUAUCACUAGGUGCACUUUCUUUGAAUCUUCAUGAUGACCCUAUUGCCCUUGGAGCUUACUCUGCUAUGGAGAAGGGCAUUUUGGUCAGUUGCUCUGCCGGUAACAGUGGGCCUUCGAACUUUUCGUUAUCGAACGAGGCGCCGUGGAUUCUCACCGUCGGUGCCAGCACCAUUGACAGGAAGAUACGAGCAACCGCCGAGCUGGGAAACAACAUGACAUUCGACGGCGAGUCAGCUUUCCAGCCGGCUGAUUUUCCGGCGAUGCAGCUGCCGCUCGUUUACGCAGGCAUGCUUAAUGCGACCGACUCCCAAAUCCGGUUCUGCGGCGAGGCGUCGCUCAACAAAACAGACUUGCGAGGGAAGGUCGUGGUCUGCGAAGUGGGAGGGCUCAUACCGAGAAUCGACAAAGGGAUUGCCGUCAAGAACAGCGGCGGCGCCGCCAUGAUCUUGGUAAACCCCGAUACGUACGGAAACCUCACCCUCGCGGAGGCGCACGUGCUCCCGGCGACGCACGUGACCUACGCCGACGGGCUGAAGAUCAAGGCCUACAUCAACUCCACCGCGGCGGCGACGGCCGCGAUCGUGUUCAAAGGAACCGUCAUCGGCGACGACCGCGCACCCGUGGUGGCCGCGUUCUCAUCCCGGGGCCCAAAUUUCGCGAGCCCCGGGAUCCUGAAACCUGACAUUUUAGGCCCCGGGGUGAACAUCUUGGCGGCGUGGCCGGUCUCGGUGGAGAACAACACCAACACAAGAUCGGCCACGUUCAACAUGAUCUCCGGGACCUCGAUGUCGUGCCCGCACCUCAGCGGCGUGGCGGCGCUGCUGAGGAGCGCGCACCCUGACUGGUCCCCUGCUGCAGUCAAGUCUGCCAUCAUGACCACCGCUGACGUGGUGAACCUCGCUAACAAUCCGAUUGAGGAUGAGAGGUUCCUCCCGGCCUCGGUAUUCGCUACUGGGUCAGGCCAUGUGAACCCUUCCAGAGCGAGUGACCCGGGGCUGGUUUACGACCUCAAACCAGAGGACUACAUUCCCUAUCUGUGCGGCCUCAACUACACAGACAGGGAAGUUGGAGUGAUUCUGCAGCGCAGAGUGAGAUGCGCUGCAGAAUCAAGUAUACGAGAAGGGGACCUCAACUACCCUUCGUUCGCGGUUACAUUUAGGAGUUUCGAAUCCUCGGCUUCUCAGACGUAUAAGAGGACGGUAACGAAUGUGGGCGAGGCGAACUCGUCUUACGUUGCCGAGAUCAUGGCGCCGGCUGGGAUUGAGGUGCGUGUGGAGCCUGCGAAGCUCGAUUUCUAUGGGGUUAAGCAGAAGCUGCAAUAUAAUGUGACAUUUGUGAGAUUGAAUUCGACGGUGUUUGGGCAAGUUCAAGGCUACUUGAAAUGGGUAUCUUCCAAGCACUCUGUUAGGAGUCCUAUUGCCGGAAUACUGCGGUGAAUGCACAACUAUUGAAAACCUGUUUAUUUUAUUCUCAUUAAUGGUCGAUUGUUUCUCAAGUCUUUUGAUAGGAAUGUUUGUUAAUUAUUGCUUGUUUUGCAAUUUUCUUUUACAUUUUUGAAACAAUCAUUCCUUCGUUCUUGUGUUUUGCAAUUGUGUUGUCAAAUUUGCAAAAAAAUAUGAUAAAAAUUAUUUCAAGUUUUUGUAC